Molecule: messenger RNA, 1221 nt
Organism: Zonotrichia leucophrys gambelii
Lineage: Eukaryota; Metazoa; Chordata; Aves; Passeriformes; Passerellidae
Gene: RIBC2
Product: RIB43A domain with coiled-coils 2
Exons: 7
Coding region: 1-1131 (376 amino acids)
Source: RefSeq, a predicted model, not a curated record
AUGAGCGGGCUGGGGCCGCAGCGGGAGCUGGAGGAGGCCGCCGCCCUGGAGCGCCGGCGGCGGCGGGAGCUGCUGCGGCGGGGCCGCAUCUUCAACGCACGGAUCCGCACCAUAGGGAUUGAUAAAGAUGCAUUGGAUGCACAGGUCAAGGAAAGGAAAAUUCAAGAAGCAGCUGAAAAAGCAGAGCAUGAAAGAUUUGCUCAUCACAUGAAGAAAAAUGACAAGCUCAUGUGUCUGCUAGAAGAACGCCAGAAAAAUGAAAUCAGAGACCUGAAUAGGGCUCUAACUGAGUUCCAUAAGAAUUUUCAGGGGCCAGAAACAAGACGUGAGUUUGACCUGAAUGAUCCACAAGCCCUAAAGAAGGACAGACCUGCUCGAGUCUCAGAUGAUGAUCCUCGCUGUACCAUCUCUGGCAUGCAGAAGUUUGUGGGUGAAGACUUAAACCAUGAUCAGAGGAUGAAGUUCCAAAAGGAGCAAAUAAGGGAGUGGUCUCUUCAGCAACAGAAAGACUUAAAAAAUGCAUUAGCUGACCAAAAAUUGGCAGAUGAUCUUUAUGACAAGUUUAGGAUUGAACUUGACCGAAAGAUUAUGGAAGAACAAAGGAAAGAAGAGGAAAGCAGGCGUGCUGUUUGUACAGCUACUAAAAAUUUCAAUAAAAUCCAGAUUGCUGAACUAGAUCACAAAAAUGAAUUGGAAAAGGCUCAAAAAAUGAAAGAUGAUAUGUAUGAAAUAACCUGCCUGCUUCGAGGAGAUUUCCUGUCUGAAAACCCAGACCAAGCAAUCGGUCCUGGGGGUGUGCUGGUGGAUCGAUGGAAGGGGAUGAACCAGGAGCAGCUGAUGGCAAUUCGUGAGUUCCAAAAGGAGCAAGUUCUGGAGAAACAGAGAGCCAGAGAGCAGGAGCGCCGAAGGGACGCGGAGUGGGACCGGCAGCGCGUGCAGGCUGCCAGGGCCCAGCUGCUCUGGGAGCGGCACCAGCAGCGCCAGGACCAGGUGCAGCGCCGAGACCUGGAUGCUGUCAAUGCAGGGCUCUCUCAGGAGCAAAAGGCAAAGAACAUAUAUCUUAAAGAGGAAGAGUAUUCAAAUAUUCCAACAGAGGAGUUUUAUGCACAGUUUAAUACAACCACCCGGUGAUGAUCUGGAUAAAUCAACCAGAAUUAUACAGAAGUAUGUAGACACAUUAAAAUUUUCAGUUGAGCAAUCCCAUUUUUUAUUGUUUUUAUC